Molecule: messenger RNA, 1185 nt
Organism: Cutaneotrichosporon cavernicola
Lineage: Eukaryota; Fungi; Basidiomycota; Tremellomycetes; Trichosporonales; Trichosporonaceae
Exons: 6
Coding region: 1-1185 (394 amino acids)
Cellular component (GO): U2 snRNP; U2-type spliceosomal complex
Molecular function (GO): RNA binding
Source: RefSeq, a predicted model, not a curated record
AUGCCCGUGCCACCUCCGAUAACGGGCGAGUUUGAACAAGAUCCGCGCGCCCACGUCGACAAGACGACCGGCAAAUGGCAGUACGAAGACGAAGAGACCGGCCAAGAAUAUGAAUGGACUGGAAAGGCUUGGAUACCUCUCCUUGACGAUGACCUCAUCAAAGCACAGCAAUCGGCAUACGCUGUUGCGGGUGUGGACGAAAAUGAAAGUCUUUCAUCGUUUACCGUUCCUGCAGCUCCAGUGUUGGCUCGCGAGGACAAGAUCAAGAAGCGCAAAGCAGGAGAGAAAGACAACAACCGUGAGGCUCGACCUACAAAGGUGCAAGCGACUGGGCCAAAGAGGACUGCCGUCUGGGUCAGCAACCUUCCGCCCAACACCACUGUCGAGCUCCUUGAGUCCGUCUUCAGCAAAGCUGGGGUCCUCCACGUCGACGACAACGGCAACCCUCGAAUCAAGCUGUACUAUGAUGACGACGGCAAGUUCAAGGGCGAUGCUUUGAUCAUGUACUUCAAGGAGGGGAGCGUCGCCUUGGCCAUCACGUUGCUCGACGAAACCGAGCUCGAGCUAGGAUCAGGGUACGGCAACAUGCGAGUUCGCACACCCGAACAUGAUCGAACCCAGAUGGGUACCGAGGGUGACUCUGAAUCGACGCAGAAGAACAGCCAGCAGCCCUCCCAGAAGAAGAAACCUUUGACGGCCGAAGAGAAGAAUCGCAUGAGCCGACGAAUGCGCCAUCUCGAGAGCAAGCUCACUUGGCACUCCGAUGACGAUGAUGAAGGCGAUGGCGGACGGGCCACGACUAGAGCUUCGUCCCAUUUCGCCCGCGUCGUCGUCCUCAAGGGAAUGUUCAAGCUCCAAGAGCUGGAGGAGGAGCCAGAACUCCUCCUGGAGCUCAAGGAGGAUGUUCGCGAGGAAGCGGAGACACUUGGUGCUGUGACAAGCGUUGUUCUCUACGACAAAGAGGAAGAUGGUGUGAUGACGGUCAAGUUCAAGGACCCUGUUGCUGCUCAGACAUGUGUGAAGAAGAUGGACGGCCGGUACUUUGGGGGCCAACGGGUGUCGGCCACAAUCUACACGGGAAGGGAGAGGUUCCGCAAGUCUGGUGGGUUAUCGUACUCUGAGGAUCUCGAGGAGCAGGACCGGCUAGACAAGUUUGCCAACUGGAUUGCGCAGUCGGAAGACUGA